AUGAGUUUUAAAGGUUUUACGAAAGCGAUAUCGAGAGCACCUCAGAACUUCCGUCAGAAGUUCAAGAUGGGGGAGCAAACAGUGGAUCCUGUUUAUGAGGAUGCUGAGAGACGGUUCAAAGAAUUAGAAGAUGAAACGAAAAAGUUAAGUGACGAGUCGAAGAGAUAUUCUACUGCUGUAAAUGGGAUGUUGACCCAUCAGAUCGGUUUUGCUAAGGCGAUGGAAGAAAUAUUUAAACCAAUUUCAGGGAAAAUGAGUGACCCUAAUGCUACAGUUCCAGAGGAUAAUCCUGAUGGUAUUGAAGCCAGUGAGCAAUAUAGAGCUAUUGUGGCAGAAUUGCAGGAAACUUUGAAACCUGAUUUGAAAUUAAUUGAAGAGAAAAUUGUUAAGCCAUGUCAAGAAUUAUUAAAAAUUAUUGGAUAUAUUAGAAAGAUGGCUACUAAGAGAAACCAUAAGAAAUUAGAUCUUGAUAGACGUUUGAAUAAUUACCAUAAAUAUGAAAAGAAAGAUGAACCAACUGCUAAAGAUGAAGAAAGAAUGUAUAAAGCUGAAGCUGAAAUGCAAGUAGCACAACAAGAAUAUGAUUACUAUAAUGAAAUGAUGAAGACACAAUUACCAAUUUUAUUUGGUUUAGAGGCUCAAUUUGUUCAACCAUUGUUUGUUUCUUUCUAUUACAUGCAAUUGAACAUCUUUUAUACUCUAUACAAUAAAUUUCAAGAUAUGAAGAUCCCAUAUUUUGAUUUAACUAGUGACAUUGUUGAGGCUUUCACUUUGAAACGUGGUAAUGUAGAAGAACAAGCCGAUUCUUUAACUAUUACACACUUCAAGAUUGGUUAUUCAAAGGCUAAAUUAGAAAUGACCAGAAAAAGAUACGGUGCAGGUGCUGAAGAAGAUGGUACACCUGGAUCUCCAGUAGUUGGACAACCUGGUGCUUACGGCGCUGCUGCUCAACCUGGUGCUUACGGCGCUGCUGCUCAACCUGGUGCUUAUGGUGCUGCUGCUCAACCUGGUGUAUAUGAUCCAAAUGCCACAGCCAUGGGCGCUCAACCUGGUGCGUAUGGUGCCACUUAUGACAACAAAGCCGCAAUGGCACAACAAGCAUACGGAGCAACACCAGCUGCGGCCCCACCUCCAGCCUACGGUGCUACUCCUGUUGCAGCUGCCGCUGCCACUACCGCUGCCCCUGCUAUACCUGGUGCUGAGACUUGCACAGCCUUAUACGAUUAUCAAGCACAAGCACAAGGUGAUUUAAGUUUCCCAGCAGGCGCUCAAAUAACGGUUGUUCAACGUACUGCGGAUGCCAACGAAUGGUGGACAGGUUCUUACAAUGGUCAACAAGGUGUAUUCCCAGGUAAUUACGUCCAGAUUAACCAAUGA
This is a messenger RNA of Maudiozyma saulgeensis, 1377 nucleotides long. Lineage: Eukaryota; Fungi; Ascomycota; Saccharomycetes; Saccharomycetales; Saccharomycetaceae. The record is from the annotation of a GenBank genome assembly.